CGGGCCUGUGCGGGGCAGUGAUCCACGGACCAGCUCCGGCCACAGCCCCCAGGUCCCAGGGCAUGGCCCUCGACGCCGGGGUCCCGCGGAGGGUGGGCGUGCUGGGCUUCGGCCGCCUCGGUCAGUCCCUUGUGUCCCAGUUGCUGGCUCAGGGACCGGAGCUGGGCCUAGAACUUGUUUUUGUCUGGAACCGUGACCCGGGGCGGAUGGCAGGGAGCGUGCCCCCUCCCCUGCAGCUCCAGAGCCUGGCCGCCCUUGGGGAAAGGCACCCUGAUCUUGUGGUAGAAGUGGCCCAUCCCAAAAUAAUCCACGACCACGGGGUGCAAAUCCUGUGCCACGCCGAUCUCCUGGUGGGGUCACCCUCGGCGCUGGCUGACCCGACCACCGAGCGGCAGCUCCGGGAGGCCUCGCAGCGCUGGAACCACGCUGUGUUUGUGGCUCGAGGGGCCCUGUGGGGCGCUGAGGACAUCAAGAGGCUGGACGCGGCCGGAGGCCUCCAGAGCCUCCGUGUCACUAUGGCCACGCACCCGGAUGGCUUCCGGCUGGAGGGACCCCUGGCUGCCGCCGCCCACAGCACUGGGCCCCGCUCGGUCCUCUACGAAGGCCCCGUCCGUGGACUCUGCCCCUUUGCCCCGCGCAACUCCAACACCAUGGCGGCCGCUGCCCUGGCUGCCCCCAGCCUGGGUUUCGACGGCGUGAUCGGGGUGCUGGUGGCCGAUCUCAGCCUCGCGGACAUGCACGUCGUGGACGUGGAGCUGUGCGGACCCCCGGGGCCCACGGGCCGGCGCUUCGCCGUGCACACCCACAGAGAGAACCCUGCAGAGCCGGGCGCCGUCACGGGCUCGGCCACCGUCGCCGCUUUUUGGCGCAGCCUCCUGGGCUGCCGCCAGCUGCCCCCCGGGCCCGGGAUCCACCUCUGCUGAGAAGCCUCCGCCCACCCGGCCGGACCCCUCGGCGGGCGGACCCUCCCCGCCCCGGCCACCCGGCCGGACCCCUCGGCGGGCGGACCCUCC
Lepus europaeus (European hare) is the source of this 1013-nucleotide messenger RNA. It is a transcript of the gene ASPDH, whose product is annotated as aspartate dehydrogenase domain containing. Gene Ontology annotation, molecular function: NADP binding; L-aspartate dehydrogenase [NAD(P)+] activity. NCBI's taxonomy places the organism in Eukaryota, Metazoa, Chordata, Mammalia, Lagomorpha, Leporidae. The transcript is spliced from 7 exons. The record is from RefSeq and is a predicted model, not a curated record. The coding region runs from base 63 to 923 and encodes 286 amino acids. Gene Ontology annotation, biological process: NAD+ biosynthetic process.